This is a messenger RNA of Penicillium brevicompactum, 228 nucleotides long. Its product is annotated as Peptidase C14 caspase catalytic. Gene Ontology annotation, biological process: proteolysis. Bases 1 to 228 code for a protein of 75 amino acids. NCBI's taxonomy places the organism in Eukaryota, Fungi, Ascomycota, Eurotiomycetes, Eurotiales, Aspergillaceae. Gene Ontology annotation, molecular function: cysteine-type endopeptidase activity. The transcript has 2 exons. The record is from RefSeq and is a predicted model, not a curated record.
AUGUGGUCCGGCAGCAAAGAUGAUCAGACCAGUCAAGACGCUCAGAUUGCCGGCCAGGCCACGGGUGCCAUGUCGUGGGCCUUCAUUGCUGCUUUGCGGAAGAACCCCCAGCAGAGUUAUGUUCAGCUGUUGAACAGCAUCCGCGAUGAGCUUUCCACCAAAUAUACCCAGAAGCCACAGCUGAGCUGCAGCCACCCUCUAGAUACCGACAUUCUUUACGUGAUGUAA